UUUCCUAUUUUUAAAUAAAUAAAAAAAAAGCAACAUAUAUGACAGACCCAUCAUUAGCACCACAUAAUCAUUCUUCAACAAGUUGUUAUUCAGUAUUUGAAGGUGGAAAUGAAAGAAGAAGAAGCAGUUGCUGCACAUUUUGUGACACUAUAAUCCCGCCUUUAAAUCCACUUGAGUAUCAAACAAUGUCAUUAACACCUCCUCUUGAUACUGUUUAUUAUGAAUCGGAUGAAAACCAGCCCUUUUCAUGUAUAUACCUCUUAAACUUAUUCUUAGCCCCAGAUAUGUCUCGAUACUUUACGGAAACAAGUAUUUCAGAUGAUGUGUAUAGUUUACCUGUUCACCUUCAAAGAUUAAUUUGUGAAGCAAGAAUGGAAGCUUUGGUAUCUAAUGAAAAUAAAGAACGUCCAGCAUUAAAAAGAUUAGAAAAAGUAAGAGCUUAUAUACAAACUGUUGCUCAUCAUGAUACAGAGGCUAUUAUCAAAACUUUGCAUGAGCUUAUUCAAAAUGAAGAUGAACUAUCAAAUAUCUUGGGUGAAUAAGUUAUAAUAACACACAGAAUAUUUUUUCUCUCUGUAAUAUAAUAUAUCUAUGCACAUAUAUACACACGCACGCACACACACAGUAUAUAUACGUUUAUUGUAACAGCAGUCAGUUACUUGUAAAAUAAAGCCAUAAUUUUGUUAUGUAAUGUAAAAAAAAAAAAAAAAAAAAAAA
Molecule: messenger RNA, 717 nt
Organism: Cokeromyces recurvatus
Lineage: Eukaryota; Fungi; Mucoromycota; Mucoromycetes; Mucorales; Mucoraceae
Exons: 1
Coding region: 39-542 (167 amino acids)
Source: RefSeq, a predicted model, not a curated record